ACCAUUUCUUCAUUAUUUUACCUACAUUACAACAAAGAUAAAAAUAAGCAGUUAAAUAGAGAUAAAAAUAAGCAGUUAGAUAGAGAGAGAGGUAAAAAAAUGGAGCCUGCAAAAGGUCCUUGAGAAGACCACCAGCAGGAAUAAGAGAGAAAAAAGCAACACACAUAUGCACGCACACGCAUAUAGAUAUAGAUAUGAGAGAGAAAGCGUGUAAGUAUUGUGGACGGUGUUAGUGUGGAAAAGGGAGCUAUUUUACAAUUUUGAAAAGGAGAGAGAAUUGCUGCUAGCAUUUGGUCUGUGUGCUGUCCUCAACAUUCACUCCCCAUUCCCAAAGCUCCUCUUGUCUUGUCUCAAAAGUGCCUUUCUUCCUCUGCAUCCCCACCUCUCGCCGGAGAUUUCUCCCGGCGCCGGCACCGGCGCCAUGGAAAAAUUGCCGACACUUUACUGAAAACUUCAAAACUUUUCUAGUUUCCCUUUCCCCUUUUUAUUAGGAUUAUUGUUCUCAUCAGCUGGGAGGUAAGUAAAGGGGAAUGUGUGUUUUGAUCGCGUUAAAAGGUUGAAGGAUUUGAUUUUCCCUUUUUGUCUGAUUGUUUCUUGUCCCGCGAGAUGAGGGACCGGUGAGGAAAAAACCCCGGCAGAUAACUCGAGCUGGAAAACAGCAGAGCUCCCGGAGGCACCAAUUUAUGCACAAGUAAAAUGAAGACGGCGACCGCCGGCGCCGGAGCUCAGCAGGCAAGCGCCUCCGCUUCCACAUCCGCUGCUGAAGCGGAAACUGAGAAGAAGAAUAUAAACAGCGAGCUAUGGCAAGCGUGCGCAGGCCCACUGGUUAACCUACCGGCGGCUGGGACCCACGUAGUCUAUUUCCCUCAAGGCCACAGUGAACAGAAGAUGAAGAUUUACAUCGUGUAUAAUCUACUGGUACGCGUCUUGACUGUUAGUGAAGUUGUGUUGCAGCUGCUAACCUCUGUGCUGGAGAGAUUGACUGAAGUUUUGUCUUUGUUUAAGCCGAAUAGCAAUAUUGUUAUGGUUGCAGCAUCUACGAAAAAGGAUGUUGAUGCUCAAAUCCCAAACUACACAAAUCUACCCUCAAAACUGUUAUGCCUCCUUCACACAGUCACGCUGCAUGCUGAUCCAGAAACUGAUGAAGUUUAUGCUCGGAUGACCCUCCAGCCAGUGUCCUCGUUUGACAAGGAUGCUUUACUGAGGUCAGAUUUAUCAAUCAAAGUUCACAAGCCCCAGACAGAGUUUUUCUGCAAAACCCUGACAGCAAGUGAUACCAGCACUCAUGGGGGUUUUUCCGUGCCUCGUCGUGCAGCAGAAAAGAUUUUCCCUCCACUGGACUUCACAAUGCAACCGCCUGCACAAGAGCUUGUGGCCAGAGAUUUGCACGAUAAUGUGUGGACUUUUCGUCAUAUUUACCGUGGGCAACCUAAACGUCACUUGCUUACGACCGGGUGGAGCCUUUUUGUCAGUGGAAAGAGACUAUUCGCUGGUGACUCAGUUUUAUUCAUUAGGGACGAAAAGCAGCAGCUCCUUUUGGGCAUAAGACGGGCCAACAGGCAGCCGACCAAUUUAUCAUCGUCCGUUUUGUCUAGUGAUAGCAUGCACAUAGGCAUUCUAGCAGCAGCUGCCCAUGCCGUUGCCAAUAACAGUCCUUUCACCGUGUUUUAUAACCCAAGGGCUAGCCCGUCGGAAUUUGUGAUCCCUCUUGCCAAGUACUACAAAGCCACUUGCAGUAACCAGAUAUCUCUUGGCAUGCGCUUUCGCAUGAUAUAUAUGGGUACGGUUACGGGAAUCAGCGACUUGGAUCCAGUCCGGUGGAAAAACUCUCAAUGGCGCAACUUACAAGUCGGGUGGGAUGAGUCGACAGCUGGCGAAAAGCGUACCCGUGUCUCCAUCUGGGAGAUUGAACCCGUAACUGCCCCAUUUUUCAUAUGUCCCACACCGUCUUUCUUCUGCCCUAAGCGUCCAAGACAACCAGGAAUGCCAGAUAACGACCCUACUGAUCUCGACAGCAUAUUCAGGCGUACAAUGCCGUGGAUUGGGGACGACUAUGGCUUAAAAUACCCACAAUCACUCCCAGGCCUCAGCCUAAUUCAGUGGAUGAACAUGCAGCAGAAUACGUCCCUCAAUAACCCCAUGCAACCCAACUACAUGGGCUCGGUUUUACAAAACUUGACCAGCACGGAUAUCUCACGCCAGCUAGGCCUGUCGGCAGCUCAAAUGCCACCUCAGCAGAGCAACAUGCAGUUCAAUUCUCAAAGGCCAAGCCAACCAACACAACAACUGGACCAACUCCAGAAGCUGCAACCUUCUUUAACAAACCCGUUGGGCUCAAUUGUGCAACCUCAUCAACAGCAGUUGACCGAUAUAAGUCAACCGAGACAGAUUUUGACCAGUCAAACUUUGCCAACUGGCCAAGGGCCAAGUAGUAGUUCUAUUGCAGCUCAGAAUGUUUUUCAACAGCCACAACAGCUUCAGAGAAAUUUUCCGCAAAAUCUAAUGCCAGCACAGAUGUCAGAUCCAAUGUUGUCAGAAAAUCAAUUACAGACACAGCUUCUUCAGAAGCUCCACCAGCAGCAACAGUCACUCUUAGCACAUCAAUCAGUCAUGCCACAGCCAGCUCCCGAGCUUUUGCACUUUCACGAUAAUCAAAAGCUUCAGGUUUUGGACAUCCCACAAAACUUCCCUAGGCCUACUAUGCCAUCUACUCAAACUUUGGACCCAUCUCACGGAACAGUUACAUCGACAUCUGUUAUGGUCCCAUCCCCAAACAACUGUCCUAAUAAUGUGCAGUCAAUUUUGGGGGAAGAAGUUCCCCAGUCUUCGGUUCCAUUAUUGAGUCCAAGCGCUUUAGAGACUGUUCCUUCGAACGGGGACAUAACAAAAGAAUUGCAAAGAAAUGCUGCUUAUGUGAAGCCGUCAAUGAAUGUAUCCAAAAAUCAAAGUCCAGGCAUUGUGGACAGCUCUUCCUCUGCAACAUCGGUGCUUUCUCAGAAUGAGGUCCAGAUGUUGAACUCGCAAUCGAUGUUACUUAGGGAAGUGGGCCCGGAAGAUAGCCAGCUGGAGAUGCCCAUGAUUCCUGAGAACAUGAUGGCCAAUAACGUGGUGGAGCCCUAUAAGGACUUGCAGGCGGCUAAUAGGUCAAGCUACGAGAACCAAAAGGAGGGGCAGGCUGAGCUGUCGACUUCUAUGGUUUCACAGUCGUUUGGGGUUCAAGAUAUGGCCUUCAACUCCAUUGACUCGUCGAUCAACAAUGGUGGCUUCAUGAAUAGGAGUGCAUGGGCCCCAUCACAGAUACCACGGAUGAGGACGUAUACCAAGGUGUACAAAAGGGGGGCCGUUGGAAGAUCGAUUGACAUCACUCGUUACUCGGGCUAUGAUGAGCUGAAACAGGAUCUGGCGCUUAGAUUUGGCAUUGAGGGACAGCUGGAGGACAGGCAGAGGAUAGGGUGGAAGCUUGUGUAUGUUGAUCAUGAGAAUGACGUCUUACUUGUUGGUGAUGAUCCAUGGGAGGAGUUUGUGAGCUGUGUACGUUGCAUAAAGAUCCUUUCGCCUCAAGAGGUCCAGCAGAUGAGCUUGGAUGGCGAUUUUGGGAACAAUGUUCCCACGAACCAAGCUUGUAGUAGCUCAGACAAUGGUGUGAAUUAGUUUGAAUAUACGUACAAUGCCAACUUAUUCUUCUUCCACGUGGAAAUAUUAAAAAUGGCAAGAGCUUUGUGCCAACCAGCUCUCAGACUUUUCUGGCUGGACUUGAAGGGGGACGGGAGUUGAGCUGUGUUAUUGACCUUAAUGGAUUGCAUGCGAAAAACAUCUUUUGUGGCUCUAUUCCUGCCUUCCUGGCAUGGGCGAAGGUUCCGUCCCCCUUGUUUUUAGGACGAAGCACAAAUGUAGAAAUAGAACUAAGGUUUUUAUUUAACAUUGUCCUCAUUGGAGCUUUUAGGUUUUUUGCUCGAGGCAAUAUGUCUAUAUCCCGCUUAAGAAUUGGCUUCAAUAGAAAGAAAGUGUGAGUUGCUUCUUGUAGUCAAUUGGAUAUAUGAUAAUCAAGUCGAUGUGUCUUAAAUAUCGGUCCACCAAGAUUAUCGUUUGAACCGACUCGUCUCGAUUGCCUCGUACCAUGUACUGGAUCAACCAACAAAAUAGUGCCCGGGGCGAGCCCUAGCAUAGAGACUUGAUGCUCAUGUUGAAAAUCUUAUUCUCUGUAGUGCGUCGUUCGAUUAUUAAGAGAUUGCUCGUUUAUUUAAUUACUUGAGUGCAUUGCACUGUCUGCCUAUCUCAUUAAUUGGUUUUAUUUAGCUCGACUAAUUUACUAUUAAGUUCAAUAAGAUUAAUUAGAUGUCCUCG
Molecule: messenger RNA, 4344 nt
Organism: Striga asiatica
Lineage: Eukaryota; Viridiplantae; Streptophyta; Magnoliopsida; Lamiales; Orobanchaceae
Source: the annotation of a GenBank genome assembly